UAUUUAUAGUUUUAUACAUUAAUAACAAAAUAUGAAUAUUACAGCAGGUAUUUAAAAUAAAAUUUUAACUUUGUCAUAUUAUUAAUGUCAAAAAUAAAAUCAUUAAACUUAUACGGUAUUUCAAAUUUAUCAUAUUAACUGCAAUUUUAUAGGGAAUCUAUAAAUGGAUUUACCUAUAAGAUAAAUAAAUAUAUAUUUUUUCUAGCAAUACUAUUGUCAGUGUUAACACUAGCCUGAAGCUUUAAUGAUGAUUACAAUUGUACAAAAAUAAUCAAAGAUAUUGACAAAUGUUCAUGCAAAAAUCGAGUAGUAAGGUGCAUGGAUAUUGAUGAAAUCGACCUGGAUGAAGUUUUUACAUUAUUAGCUGAAGGUGUUCCUUAUAACUCCCAACAAUACGAGUCAUUUGAAUUGACCAGCAACUAUGUCACAAAAUUAGAUCCGGUACAAUUUCAUGGUAUUCGGUUCAAGGAGGUCAAGUUUAUAAAUUGCACAAAAUUGACCUGUGUCAGUCCACGUGCAUUUGAGGGACUACAGUUAAGACGAUUUACGAGUAAAUUAACUAAUUUCAAGGCCCACAAUAAGACAUGCGAUUUAUUCGGUGCGUUGAGUACAUUGAUAAAUGUUGAGGAGAUUAUGAUAACCGGCAGUGAAAUAGCAGUCAUUCCCGACAAUGCGUUCAAUGAUAGGAUGGGAGUGUUAGACAGUCUCAGAGCUAUUGACUUCGGGGGCUCUCAAACACCCGGACAUAUUGGACGGGUAGGCAAAAAUGCCUUCUCAACACUUAGAAAUUUGAACAAGGUAGACUUAUCUAAUCAGAUGAUAACCGAGAUCGGGGACCAGACGUUCCAGGUUCCACGAGCCCAAUGGGAUCACAUAACAAUUAACCUGGAUCAUAAUCAACUUAUAGGGCAAGGAGGUGUCGACCCUCCCAACGCUACCUGUAAUCUGUUUGCAGCGUUGAGUACAUUAACAAAUGUGGAGACUAUUAGUAUAGUCGGCAGUGAACUAACAGCUAUUCCCGAUAAUGCUUUCAAUGACAAUACCGGUGCUCUCACUAGGCUUAAGACUAUUGACUUCGGGGGUCGACAGACAAAGGGAAAGAUAUAUAAAAUUGGCAAAAGAGCCUUUUCUACUCUAAAAAACCUGGAGCUAAUCGACCUGUCCAAUCAAAACAUUGAUAAAAUACUUGACUAUACAUUUGAAUUUCUCGAUUCCAGCCUAAACACCUCGAUAACAAUUAACCUGGAGCACAAUUUCUUAUACAGCUACUCAUUUGGCAAGGACGUGUUUUUAUCCAACAGGUCUACCCAGCUUAAACUGGGCGGUAAUCCCUAUUUACACGCCUUACCCGAACUGGGGUUUCACGAGUUUUUUGGGGAGAAAAGUCACGCAAACAAUACGUGCGAUGUUUUGGGCGAUAUGUUAGCCAUUGAUGUGAGAAACCAGUGGUUAGUUCGCUAUAAAGUAAAGUUAGGCCUAAAUAGGAAGCUAUUGUAUGCCAUGGGAAUGGACGGCAAGUCUCUGUUGAAUCAUACGGAACAGGAGAUGAGUGGCGACCCGCCUAUUACCGAGGCUCCUGCACUUAUACUAACAGCUAUAGCGCUGACCAAUGCGUGUGACUACUGCCCUAACCCUGAUGACUUUGCACCAUGCACGUGCAAUAACGAUGUUAUCAAAUGCGUGGACACUGCCGGUGAAUUGGACCUAGAUGACAAAUUUUCACAGUUAGCACAGGGUGCCCCCUAUGGGUCCAGAUACUACACGGCUUUUCAGCUGGAAAGUAGCUCAAUGACCAUGCUACCAGCUUCCGUAUUUCAUGGCAUUCAAUUUGGAGAACUCCGGUUCAUAGGGUGCUCUAAACUGUAUUGUGUGGACCCAAAGGCUUUCGAGGGACUGGGACCCAGGAUUAAUAGGUUUACCGCCGAGUUAACCAAUUUUAGCUCCCCGGUCAUCUCAACGGUCAACUAUACGUGUGACCUGUUUUCGGCGUUGAGUACAUUGACAAACGUGGAGACCAUUAGUAUAACCGGCAGUGAAAUCAUCGCAAUUCCCGACAAUGCCUUCAAUGAUCGGAUGGGAGUACUCGUGAACUUACAUACCGUGGACUUCGGGGGCCGACAGACUAAGGGCAAGAUUGGGACAGUUGGCAAAAAUGCCUUCUCAACACUCACUAACCUAAAACUGGUGGACCUGUCCAACCAGAGGCUGAUCAACAUCCAUGACUACGCCUUUUCGUUCACGACGGCCACGUGGGACCGCAUAUCCAUUCACUUGGAGGGCAACCAAUUGAAUGGCCUGUCAUUCGGCGCACAUGUAUUCCCCACCAAUCGGGUCACGAACCUGACCCUCACGGGUAACCCUAAGCUCAGUUAUUUGAACCAGAGCAGUUUCUACGACUACUUCGAGGACAGGGGUCACGACCCCAAUAUCCUGGAUAUAUCGGGCGAUCUUCAGGAGGUGGACACCAAUAACGAGUGGCUGAUCGACAAUAAAGUGGCGCUCGGCCUACAGAAGAAGUUGUUUAAUGCGAUUGCAACGGAUGGUCGACCCCUUUUGCAACACACCCACAAGGAAAUGACUGCCGCGCCCACCACUACCACCGUGGCGUCGGUAGUUAAUAGCGAUGAUGACCAGGAUGAUUCGUAA
Molecule: messenger RNA, 2646 nt
Organism: Oppiella nova
Lineage: Eukaryota; Metazoa; Arthropoda; Arachnida; Sarcoptiformes; Oppiidae
Source: the annotation of a GenBank genome assembly